Molecule: messenger RNA, 2396 nt
Organism: Syzygium oleosum
Lineage: Eukaryota; Viridiplantae; Streptophyta; Magnoliopsida; Myrtales; Myrtaceae
Exons: 4
Coding region: 414-1316 (300 amino acids)
Molecular function (GO): chromatin binding
Source: RefSeq, a predicted model, not a curated record
AGCUCCAAUUCAGUCAGCCGUAUUCAAGCGGUCAGAAUCGCAACGAAGCCAUACUUCAUUUGGCUGAUUACCCGAACUCAUCAAUCUGAAGAAAGCCUCCACCGCUGCUUCGAGUCGUGGGUCCGCCUUACCGAGACCAGAGACAACGGCCGUAUGAGGAAACAAAUUGGGAUGCGACAGCCCAUCGAAGACGCUGUCGGCCAUGGAUGCAGGAAGAGUGAAGAGAGAGAGAGAGAGAGAUCGGGGAAGUGGAGUGAGACGAUUUUGCCAAGUUUGACUUAUUCAUCUAUCUCUUCUUCUCCUUCCUCCUCAACGAGAGAGAUGUGCCGUUGGACUCGCUCUCUCAAACUCACUCCCAUCUUUCUCUCCACGUGUAUGCAGGCGCUCCAUUUUCACAAUUUCUCUCCAGAUGCAUGCAGGCGUUCCAUUUUCGUAAUCCAUCCGGAGGACAGCACACGAUGGGGAAUCGGAGGUUCCGGCAGUUCCCGACGAGCGAUGACCAGGAGGACGAGCCGCAUCCUCGGAAGCGAGUCACUCGCCCCUCGAAGAAUCCCGCGGAGAGCGAGGCCAAGUCCAGGAGCAAGCGCCGGAAGCCGGCGAAGCUCGUGGAUGACGACAAGGAUGAGGACGGAUACGGAGGUGAACCUGAGGCUGAUCAGGAGGGCGGGCGAGAGGAGAAGAGUGCAAAGAGUGCGAAGAGGAAGAGGGAGAAGGAAGAGGAAGAGGAGGAGGAGGAGGAGGAGCACGCUGAUGAGGAUGUUAAGGUUGUGGGCCUUCCGUACAAGUCUUCUGGCAACGGGAGCGGGCGGAGGAGGCAUUACCUGGCAUUCGAAUACCAUGGAGAUUACUACAAGCUGGAGGAUACUAUACUUGUCGACCCCGCUGAAACAGAUCAUAAACCAUAUGUGGCUAUUAUCAAGGAUAUUGCACGAACCAAAAAUGAAAACAUGAUGGUUAUUGUGCAAUGGUUCUACCGACCUGAAGAGGCAGAGAUAAAGGGAGGUGAUAGUUGGCAGUCUCAUGACAAUAGAGAACUCUUUUAUAGUUUCCAUCAAGACGAGGUUCCCGUGGAAUCUGUGAUGCACAUGUGUAGGGUACACUUUGUUCCAAUUCACAAGCAACUCCCUAAUCGAAAACAAAGUCUUGGUUUCAUAGUGCAAAAGGUUUAUGACACCUUUGAAAAGAAGUUAUGGGAGUUGACUGACAAGGAUUAUGAAGACAACAAACAACAUGAGAUGGAUAGUCUCGUUCAGAAAGCCUUUCAAUGCCUGGGAGAUCUCCCAGAUAUCGAUACAGAGGAUGCUCAUGCCAAUUAGGAAGAUCAAGUGAAUCGUGUGUUCAACAUAUCAUGCAACAUUGACAUUUCAUUACUUUGCCAUGGACGGUUGACAAAGUGGCUUGUUUGAGGUUAUUCCAAAAGCACGGUGAACAAAUUGGAAGUGUUACAAGCUCAUUCGCCCGAUUGAAACUAGCAUCAGAAUGAAUCCCCAAUAAGGUAGUUCAUCCUAAGCUCCUGUUAACAAAUUCAAGUCAAGGUAGCAGGUAAUGGUUUUUGCUAGAUGCCCAUAAAUUCUGGAUCUGCUCAUCUAAUCAAGAACAAUGUACUUGAACACAUCUUAUAUGGUGUUUUAGGAUGCUGCCACGAACCUCUGUUCUAAGGUUUCGUACAUAACAUACAACUACGAGAUUUGUUGAUAAAGAUCUGAACUUUUAGUUCCAUCUUUAUAAGGUGAAUUUUGUGUUUCCAGUAUCUAUGGUUCCUAUGGCAUUUCAUCCUUUGACCUUAGCUUGGUUAAUAAUAACAUUUCUUAAUUGCUGCAACCAUAUGGAUUAAAUGUUGGCCCAUCAGAGAGGGGCACAAUACUUAAGGGUUUGGACUUGGGUGCUCAAGGCAUGCGAGUAGGAAGCCAGAGGCUACUAAUAGUUCCGCCCCGAGCUAGCCUAUGGAAGCAAAGGGGUUGAGGAGAUCCCGCCAAAUGCAACAAUAGAGCUAGAAUUUCCGCAAAGAAGAUCAUUCAUUGAUUGCACCAGCUCGGUCAUCAAUAAUACCCCCUUCGGAAGGAAAUCCUGCCUUUGUUUGGUACCCACCGGAUUUAUUCAUUGUUUACCAACUUCAGCCGUUGAUUCCAAUGCCCAUUGCCUACACACCAUCAUAAUUGCCCGUGGAAAUGCCCCCGUCUAAGGUCUUUUGGCUCACAUCAGAAUCGAAUUACUUCAUAUGGGAAAGUUUCGUUGUUUCAAGGUAUCGAGGCCAUCUUUAAAUGGAAAGUCUCACAUUCAUCUGAGUACGACUCCAAAGACGAACCGAACUAUGAUUGAAAGAAAAUGUCACUGCAUAGUGCAAUUUGGGUUGGGAAUGGCUAGAAAGUUUCAUGUCAUGCCAACGCUACUAUUGA